Molecule: messenger RNA, 2361 nt
Organism: Stegastes partitus (bicolor damselfish)
Lineage: Eukaryota; Metazoa; Chordata; Actinopteri; Pomacentridae
Gene: sars1
Product: seryl-tRNA synthetase 1
Exons: 11
Coding region: 111-1664 (517 amino acids)
Biological process (GO): seryl-tRNA aminoacylation
Molecular function (GO): serine-tRNA ligase activity; ATP binding
Source: RefSeq, a predicted model, not a curated record
GUUUUUUUCUUUAUUACGGGUUAGUUACUGGAGGGGCCAAACCUGGCAACCCGGUCUGUACCGUCAGCGCUCCGUCCUCAUUCAGUCUCUCCGACAGACAGCGUGCAGACAUGGUGCUCGACUUGGACCUGUUCCGGACCGACAAAGGCGGCGACCCAGAAAUCGUCCGCGAGACUCAGAGAAAGAGGUUUAAAGAUGUGACUCUGGUGGAUAAACUGGUGGCCGCAGACACGGAGUGGAGGAAAUGCCGCUUCACUGCAGACAACCUCAACAAAGCAAAGAACCUCUGCAGCAAGAGCAUCGGGGAGAAAAUGAAGAAGAAGGAACCAGUUGGGGAUGAUGACUCUGUACCCGAGGAGGCCCAGAACCUGGAGUCCCUCACAGCUGACACACUAUCGGCCCUGACGGUAACCCAGAUCAAAAAGGUGCGUUUGUUGGUGGACGAGGCCGUGGAGAAGACCGACAGCAAGAGGAUAAAGCUGGAGGCGGAGCGCUUCGAGUACCUGAGGGAGAUCGGCAACGUCCUGCACCCGUCCGUUCCCAUCAGCAACGACGAGGAUGCCGACAACAAGGUGGAGCGUACCUGGGGCGACUGCAGCGUCCAGAAGAAGUACUCCCACGUCGACCUGGUGGUCAUGAUCGACGGCUUCGACGGCGAGAGGGGAGCCGUGGUGGCCGGCAGCAGAGGCUACUUCCUGAAGGGCCCGCUGGUGUUCCUGGAGCAGGCGCUGAUCAAUUACGCCUUGAGGAUCCUGCACAGCAAGAACUACACCAUGCUCUACACGCCCUUCUUCAUGAGGAAGGAGGUCAUGCAGGAAGUCGCCCAGCUCAGCCAGUUUGAUGAGGAGCUCUACAAGGUCAUCGGCAAGAGCAGCGAGAAGUGCGACGACAACACCGUAGAUGAGAAGUACCUCAUCGCCACCUCGGAGCAGCCCAUCGCCGCCUUCCUGAGGGAGGAGUGGCUCAACCCGGAGGACCUGCCCAUCCGCUACGCCGGCUUCUCCACCUGCUUCAGACAGGAAGUGGGAUCCCACGGCCGAGACACCCGCGGCAUCUUCAGGGUGCACCAGUUCGAGAAGAUCGAGCAGUUCGUCUACGCCUCCCCGCACGACGGCAAAUCGUGGGAGAUGUUCGACGAGAUGAUCGGGACGGCGGAGGAGUUCUACCAGACGUUGGGGAUUCCCUACCGCAUCGUCAACAUCGUCUCCGGCGCCCUGAACCACGCGGCCAGCAAGAAGCUGGAUCUGGAGGCCUGGUUCCCCGGCUCAGGUGCCUUCAGAGAGCUGGUCUCCUGCUCGAACUGCACCGACUACCAGGCCAGACGCCUCCGCAUCCGCUACGGACAGACCAAGAAGAUGAUGGACAAGGCGGAGUUCGUGCACAUGUUGAACGCGACCAUGUGCGCCACCACGCGUGUGAUGUGCGCCAUCCUGGAGAACUACCAGACCGAAGAGGGCAUCGUCGUCCCCGAGAAGCUCAGGGACUUCAUGCCUCCAGGUUUGACAGAAAUCAUCAAGUUCGUCAAGCCGGCUCCCAUCGACCAAGAGCUGUCCAAGAAGGCAAAGAAACAGCAUGAAGGAGGCAAGAAGAAGAAGCAGGGAGGAGGAGGAGGAGACCAGAACCUGCCCAACGCCAUGGAGUGCAUGUCCGUCAACGAGUCCUAGACCUCCACGGUUUCACCUCACCGGCUUCACGGAUGCAGACUGAUGGAACAGAGCCUGGCGUGGGUCCCAACCACCCGGGGUCGGCUUUGUUUCUCAGGAAAUGGAGAAACAAAUCUCUGAAACUUAAUGCUCUUAAAGAUGAUGUUGAACCCGAGUCCGAAGGCUUGGCUCUGUCCCAUCCGAGUGUAUCUGAGUUCAUGGUGUUUUUUUUCAUCUCAUUAUGUCAUAAAACACAUUUUAAAAGGGAUUUCCUCUGUGCGCCCACCUCACCUGUCCACCACUCUCCCACAUCGACAGCUACACCGAGCCUCAAACCAACAGAUAGCGACAGCUCGGCUCGUCUGUACGUUGAGAUGACGUGCAAGUAUGUUUUGGGGGUUUUAAGUUGCCGGAUGUUUUGCAGAAACAAAUCACAAAUACUGUCUGAGAUGGUGAGAACAAAAGCUCUUCUGUUGUUACUUCCUGUCUGAAAUUACUUUAAAUCCAAUACUAUCAGCUGUCUGCUUUAGGCUUCCCUCCACAUCGUCUACGAUCAUCGUCUUCAACCACCGUUGCUGCAUAAAGCCGCCAACUAGCUUCUGAUCGAGACGUUCUCUGUCGGUUCUGGCGAUUAUAAAUAUAAAUAUAUAUACAUAUGAUUGAACCUUGAUGAAGCAUCACUCGCUGUAAACAAUAAACACAGUUGGUAUGGAAGCUC